ACAGAGCUCAGGCCUCAGAGAGACACCGCUUCAGCAGCAGAAGAAGGCUACUGGCUACAACAAGUCAACAAGGCGCGAAACUUCUUUGACCCAAACAGAGAACCCCGAUACCGAUCCUCUCCCCCUGUGGCCUUUGCAUCCAAAAUCGCCCACCCUCCCAUUGCCACAUCCCUCCUUGCUUGUAACUCGUCAUCUCCUCCUCUGCAGACUGCAGUGGCAGUAGCGAUGAUGGUGAAGGAAGAGGAGAUGAUGGCAGAGGCAGGAGGAGGACGAGGCUACAUGGACCUGCUUGGCCUCGGCGAAGAGGACUACCUGCUGUGCCUGUCCCCUCCCUCCUACUUCACUCCCAGUGUCGUCUCCGCCACGGCCACCACCACUGCCGCCGCGUCGGCAUCAACCUGCUGCGCGGCCUCCUACCUGGACCUGGACCUGGCUCCCGCUUACCACCACACGCUGAGCUUCGGUGGCCAGGACCAGGAGCAGCAGCACCACGGAGACGACGGCGCCUUGGGCUUCCAGCACUACGGCGGCGAUCACGCGAUCCCGGCGGCGGCGGCGGCUGUUCAGCAGAAGUCCAGCCCGACCACCGAGUGCUCCUCCUCCCUCUCGUCCAUGUCGCCCUCGCCGCCCGCGACAGCCGUCUCCGCCGCCGUCUCCUGCCCCAAGCCACAGGCUUUCAAGAAGAAGAAGGCGGGGUCAAGGAGCAGUGCGUCUGCCGCCGCUCCAGCUGCUACGAACAAGAGGCCCAGGUCUGAUACGGCUUCCGUUCUGCACGAGGCGCUGGGGUACAUACGCUUCCUGCACGACCAGGUUCAGGUCCUGAGCACGCCGUACAUGCAGAUGCAGCGCCAGCCGGCCUCGGCGCACGUCCCGGAGAGCGCGGCGGGGACGGUGGUGGAGGCGCAGGAGCAGCCCGACCUGAGGAGCCGAGGCCUGUGCCUGGUGCCCGUCUCCUGCACGGAGCACAUCGCCGGCAACGACAGCCACGGCAACGGCGCCGACCUCUGGUCGUCCGUGCUGCUGCCGCUGCCGCUGCCAGGUGGUGGUAGUCACCCGAGCCAAGGGCGCUUGGCCUAGCUGCCCGCGGACACGCUUGCUUUACGGAUUAUGCUUAUGCCAGGGUUUAGGGCUUUCAGUAGGCGCUUUUGGGGCUACUAAUCUAUCCAUUCCCGGCCGUACUCCGUCUGUCUAAAAGUAAACUUUUGGGGAGCCGGGUGCUGCUGCUGCUGCUUUUGGUGGGAAAAAAAAGGCGCAGGGAUCCAUAUUGCAAGUGGUUGUGGACGAGGCGCAGGGUAGAACAGAAGAAGACAGUGGUCUGAGGAUGCCGAGAUCUUUGGGCACGCACGAACGUGAAUGUCCCUGUGCUGUCACCGCCUCCCGGCAGCGGCAGGCAUUGAAUGAAGGCUACCUCCUCCGCCGAUGUUGCCUGCUCGGGAGUCGUGCGGCGACAGCUCCGGUAUCCGAUUUUCUCUCUGCUUGUCGCUCCUACUCCUUGGAAGUUGGAACUCUGCACAAACCACUGCAAUCUCAUGCAGUGCCCCCUUUUUUCCACCCCGAAGCUCAUGACGACGCACAUCGGAGACGACAACUAGUCGGAGACUUGUGUACUGUGACAGUGCGGUGUUCAUCUGAUGAUACGACAGUACUAGGGGUCGGCUUCCAUAACUUUAGUGGUUCAGAACAGGCUAGACCAUGUCUGAUCAACUGAUUAAGUUUAGUCCGUUGAUAAAUAAUACCUCCCUCCGUUCAGAUAUACGAUGAUAAAUCUAGAUACACCUAUAAAACACACAUAUUAAAGAUUAUAUGAAUCAGCCACUUUCCCAAAACGAACAGUAAAUCAGGACAGGGGAGUAGAAUAUAUAAGCCGGCUGGCACUUGCACCGAUAUCCCCGCCCGCGGCUGCUCUUGCACGGCCCUGUUCCAUGGCUUCUUGGUUGCCUAGAAUUUCCUUUCACAGUUUACCAAUUACCAUGCAUUGUUGACAGUUGCUAAUUCGUUGA
Messenger RNA from Zea mays, 2000 nucleotides. RefSeq lists its product as uncharacterized. Gene Ontology annotation, molecular function: protein dimerization activity; RNA polymerase II cis-regulatory region sequence-specific DNA binding; DNA-binding transcription factor activity, RNA polymerase II-specific. The transcript has 5 exons. The record is from RefSeq and is a predicted model, not a curated record. The coding region runs from base 226 to 1077 and encodes 283 amino acids. Gene Ontology annotation, biological process: regulation of transcription by RNA polymerase II. Gene Ontology annotation, cellular component: nucleus. NCBI's taxonomy places the organism in Eukaryota, Viridiplantae, Streptophyta, Magnoliopsida, Poales, Poaceae.